UGCAAUUGCUUCGUCUCUUAUAUGUUCACUUUCCUGCAAAUACAUGAGAAGCACUAAAAAACACAAAAAAAAAAUGAGAAGCAUGAGACUAACUCUUUUACUUGCUUUCAAUGCACUCAUGCUACUUAAAACACAUGGUUUUACCGAUGAAACUGAUAGGCAAGCGUUGCUUAAAUUCAAGUCUCAAGUUUCUAAAGACAAAAGAGUUGUCUUGUCCUCAUGGAAUCUUUCAUUCCCACUCUGCAGUUGGAAGGGGGUUACAUGUGGCCGUAAAAACAAAAGAGUUACUCAUCUUGAACUGGGAAGAUUGCAAUUAGGAGGAGUGAUAUCACCAUCUAUUGGUAAUCUAUCGUUUCUUGUAUCACUUGAUCUCUAUGAAAACUUUUUUAGUGGUACUAUUCCUCAAGAGGUAGGAAAGUUGUUUAGACUUGAAUACUUGGAUAUGGGCAUAAAUUUUCUAAGGGGACCGAUUCCAAUAGGUCUAUACAAUUGCUCUAGAUUGUUGAACCUUCGUUUAGAUUCAAAUCAUCUUGGAGGAGAUGUUCCUUCAGAGCUAGGGUCAUUGACGAAGCUUGUUCAGUUAAAUCUUUAUGGAAACAAUAUGAGAGGAAAGAUACCUGCAUCACUAGGAAAUUUGACAUCACUACAACAACUUGCAUUAUCACAUAACAAUCUUGAAGGAGAAAUCCCGAGUGAUGUUGCUAAAUUGUCUCAAAUAUGGAGUCUUCAAUUAGUAGCUAACGAUUUCUCAGGUGUUUUUCCUCCCGCUAUCUACAACUUGUCCUCACUUAAGCUUUUAGGUAUAGGUUAUAAUCAUUUCUCGGGUAGCUUGAGACCUGAUUUUGGUAUUCUGCUACCAAAUAUUCUAUCGUUUAAUAUGGGAGGGAAUUAUUUCACAGGAUCCAUUCCAACAACACUUUCCAAUAUCUCUACUCUUGAAAGAUUGGGAAUGAAUGAGAACAAUCUCACAGGAAGUAUUCCUAUUUUUGGAAAUGUUCCAAAUUUGCAAUUGUUACUUCUUCAUACCAAUUCUUUAGGAAGUUAUUCUUCUAGAGAUUUUGAAUUUCUCAGUUCUUUGACAAACUGCACCCAACUAGAGACCUUAGGGAUUGGUCAAAAUAGGCUUGGGGGUGACUUGCCUAUUUCUAUUGCUAAUCUAUCCGCAAAACUCAUAACUCUAGACCUUGGAGGAACCCUCAUUUCUGGAAGAAUUCCUCAUGACAUUGGGAAUCUCAUAAACCUACAGAAGCUUAUAUUGGAUGAAAAUAUGUUGAGUGGACCACUCCCAACCUCUCUUGGAAAGCUUUUAAAUUUGAGGUAUUUAAGUCUAUUUUCAAAUAGAUUAUCAGGAGAGAUACCAACUUUUAUAGGCAACUUCACUAUGUUAGAAACACUCGAUUUGUCCAACAAUAGUUUUGAAGGUAUUGUUCCUGCAACUCUCGGGAACUGUAGUCACCUACUAGAAUUGUGGAUUAGGGAUAAUAAGUUGAAUGGGACUAUACCUCUGGAAAUCAUGAAAAUUCAGAGUCUUCUUCGCCUAGACAUGUCAAGAAAUUCUUUAUUCGGCUCUCUGCCGCAAGAUAUUGGACAGCUACAAAAUCUUGGUACACUAUCAGUGGGGAAUAAUAAAUUAUCAGGGAAACUUCCACAAACUUUGGGAAAGUGUCUCACAAUGGAAAAUCUUUAUCUGCAAGGAAAUUCGUUUUAUGGAGAUAUUCCAGAUUUGAAAGGGUUGGUGGGUGUUAAAGAAGUUGAUUUUUCGAACAAUAAUCUCUCUGGAAGUAUACCUGAAUAUCUUGCAAACUUUUCCAAGUUGGAGUAUCUCAAUCUAUCUGUGAACAAUUUUGAGGGAAAUGUGCCAAUGAAAGGAAUAUUUCUGAAUACUACUACAGUUUCUGUAUUUGGAAACAAUGAUCUAUGUGGAGGCAUUAGGGGAUUUCAACUAAAGCCAUGCCUCGUGCAAGCACCACCAGUGGAGAAGAAGCAUUCCUCUCGUUUAAAGAAAGUUGUGAUUGGAGUUAGUGUAAGCAUAACUUUGCUUUUGUUGCUGUUCAUAGCUUCAGUUUCUUUGAUUUGGUUGAGAAAGAGAAAGAAAAACAAGCAGACCAAUAAUCCAACUCCUAGUUUGGAAGUCUUCCAUGAGAAGAUAAGUUAUGGAGAUCUCCGUAAUGCGACAAAUGGCUUCUCUUCGAGCAAUAUGGUCGGGUCUGGCAGUUUUGGGACUGUAUUUCAGGCAUUUCUUCCGACUGAGAAAAAGGUUGUUGCAGUGAAAGUUUUAAACCUACAGAGACGUGGAGCGAUGAAGAGCUUUAUGGCAGAAUGUGAAUCCUUGAAGGAUAUAAGGCAUCGUAAUCUUGUGAAACUAUUGACAGCUUGUGCUAGUAUUGAUUUCCAAGGUAACGAAUUCAGAGCUCUCAUAUACGAGUUCAUGCCGAAUGGAAGCUUGGAUAUGUGGCUGCACCCAGAGGAAGUGGAAGAGAUUCAUAGGCCCUCAAGAACCUUGACACUUCUUGAAAGGAUCAACAUUGCCGUAGACGUGGCUUCUGUUUUGGACUAUCUGCAUGUUCAUUGUCAUGAGCCUAUAGCUCAUUGCGAUCUUAAGCCAAGCAAUGUCCUUUUAGACGAUGAUCUAACAGCCCAUGUUAGCGACUUUGGUUUGGCUCGUCUUCUCCUUAAACUAGACCAGGAGUCCUUCUUCAACCAACUAAGCUCAGCUGGCGUUAGAGGAACCAUCGGCUAUGCUGCACCAGAAUAUGGAAUGGGAGGACAGCCAUCAAUACAAGGUGAUGUGUAUAGCUUUGGGGUUCUCCUUUUGGAAAUGUUCACUGGAAAAAGACCAACUAAUGAGCUAUUUGGCGGAAACUUUACCCUACACAGCUACACCAAGUCGGCUUUGCCGGAAAGAGUAUUGGACAUUGUAGAUGAAUCGAUUCUUCGAAGUGGUCUAAGAGCCGAUUUCCGUAUUGCUGAGUGCCUGACACUGGUGUUGGAGGUGGGACUUAGGUGCUGUGAAGAAUCCCCUACGAACCGGAUGGUAACGAGUGAAAUUGCAAAAGAGUUGAUCUCAAUCAGAGAGAGGUUCUUUAAAACCAGAAGAACAUCCAGACAUUGAAGUGUUAAUGGUUUAUCUCUUUAGUGUCGUCUUCCAUAAUGUGUGGGUUACAAUCAAUUUAUUUGGUCUUUCUCUCAGCUCUUCUUAUCCAAUGUUUGAAAAAAAUUCUUUCAGUUGUGAAAUUUGUGAUUAUGUAUUUUGGUUUUCUUGUAUGAUGAAGACAAGUUUUUCAAAAUUUGGGUCUUGCUUAAA
Messenger RNA from Arabidopsis lyrata subsp. lyrata, 3304 nucleotides. Its product is annotated as probable LRR receptor-like serine/threonine-protein kinase At3g47570. The transcript is spliced from 2 exons. The coding region runs from base 44 to 3112 and encodes 1022 amino acids. Gene Ontology annotation, biological process: protein phosphorylation. The record is from RefSeq and is a predicted model, not a curated record. Lineage: Eukaryota; Viridiplantae; Streptophyta; Magnoliopsida; Brassicales; Brassicaceae. Gene Ontology annotation, molecular function: ATP binding; protein kinase activity; protein binding.